AUGCGCUGUCGCGCUCCUUCUUCUUCCUCUUCCUCUUCUUCUUCUUCUUCGUCUUCGUUGUAUUUGAUUCUGUCCUGUACUUCAACUCUUUCUAGCUUCUUCCUUGUGCUCCUUCAACGUCUCUCUUCUAUACCAGAAGCCCCUUCCCGUUCGAACAUUUAUCAUUGGCCACGAUGUUCACAGAUGGCCUUGAUGAAACUGCAAUUGACUGGAUAAAAAAGGGGAGGGAUAAACCGGUGGAAGAUGAAGCUCGAAUUCGAUCUCCUCUUGCUGAGAGAACCGGCGCCGAUCUAUUUCCAAAAUCUCCUUUGGCGUUUAAUGGCAGUGGAUUCAUGUCUUCUCACGUUUUGCCUCCUUUGAAAUUCCGUUCUGGAUUGCUUACUCCUCAUAGUUUGGCUUCUCCUUGCCUGGAUGACGACGACGACGAUGAUGGAGAUUAUGAUGUUAAUGAAAGUAUUGCUUCGGUUCCGUUUGAAGAUGGUGGAGCUUAUUCUGAUGAUGAUGGUAUGCGAUUUCAUGAUUCGGAUUUCUUGGAGAAGCCAGUUGUUGAGGGUUUUGAUGAAGAUGCAUUUGGCUACCAUUCUAGCGUAUAUUCCGGUGAGAUUAAAGUGCCUGGAAUCUCAAAUAUAUCUUCUAUCAAUAGAGGGAAUUUGAAGGAAGGUCUCAGGAUUGAGGUGCCUGUUAAUUUAAGAAAAUUUCCCGGUGGAAAGUUGGGUGCAAGGAAUUUCCCCCAAAAAUUUUCCACUCCCAAUCAUGGAAGUCGGCGCAAGAAUCAAGUCCACUUUCACAGCGCUCGUGGUCCUCAAGUCCACAGAAGUGUUUUUGAGGAUUUGGCAGGAACCCCCAGUGCACCUCCCAUUGCUGCUGAUGUUGGAAGUGGUGAAGCGACAAGCACCGAGUGUGAAAGUCAGACCAGACGAGAUUCUGAAGAUUCAAGUGAAAUUGAUCAAACUGCCAAUGGAUGCCCAUUGCGAGCACAUGAGGGUCUUGAUGGAUGUAAAGACGUUUUGACAGAUUGGAAACCUUGUUCUCCAGCAAACACCCAAAAUUUUGGAAGAACUUCAACAGGAGCUAAAGAUUCUCAUAUCUCUCAAGUGCAAGCAAACUAUCCAGAUUCUUCAUCCGGUUACAGCACAAGUGGUCAGCAUGCCUGGCAAACGCUACUUGCAUAUGAUGCUUGUAUUCGGUUAUGCCUACAAGCAUGGGAAAGAGGCUGCACAGACUCACCUGAAUUUUUACGCAAUGGGUGCCUGAUUCUUCGAAAUGCUUUUGGGCUACACAAAUUUUUAUUGCAACCUCGGCUGGCACAACCAACAGAAAGGGGGAGGAACACCGAGCAUUCAGAACAAGUAGUUACUUCGAACCCGAAGCAAGUUGUUGGAAAGAUAAGAGUGGAAGUGAAAAAGCUUAGAUUGAUACCAAAGAGGAAACUGAUGAAUACAUAUUCGCAAAAAAGCUCAAUCUAUAUGCGAGCUGGGGCAGAGUAUAUCCGAAAUAUCUCAACUUUCGUGAAAAAUGGCAUAAAUUCUCUAAAAGAGGCUUCGUUCUCAACUACUUCAGAAGAACAAUCGUGCUUAUUUCAGUUGAAGAGUGCUGCAGAAGUCUCUGAUGUGGAGUGUGCUUCUGCUGUUUGCUUGCACCCUAGCAGUGGAGACUACCAUGUCUUUUUCCCUGAGGCUCCAGGAGAUACUCUAUUGCUAGAAAUCCAGGAUGUUAAAAAAGUUACCCAAGGUCGAACUAUGAUUGCAGUUUCAUCCUUGAUCGAUAACACAAAUGAUAGAAUUCGGUGGUGGCCCAUAUACCAUGAUGACCAGGAAUGUGUUGGAAAAAUUCAGCUUUCUAUUGUUCACACAUUGACAAGUGACGAGACUAAUCAUAUGAAGAGUGGACCUUUAGUUGAAACUCUUGCCUAUGAUUUAGUGCUAGAGGCUGCAAUGCGUGCACAGCACUUCUGUUCCACAAAUCUUAGGAUAGAUGGACUUUGGAAGUGGCUGUUGACUGAAUUUGCAGACUACUACGGAGUUUCUAGCUCAUACACAAGGAUCAGAUAUCUUUCUCAUGUCAUGAAUGUGGCAACUCCAACCAAAGAUUGCUUAGAGCUCGUAAAUGAAUUACUUGAACCCAUAAUGAAGGCCAAAAGCGAGAAAAGUUUGACUCGGCAAGAGAGAAGUAUACUACUGGAUUGUGAAACUCAAAUUGAGAGUCUGUUGGCAAAUGUUUUUGAGAACUACAAGUCAUUGGAUGAAAACUCCCCGACGGGAUUGACAGAUUUACUUGGUCCAAUAAAAGACUCUGCAGCACCUGCUCUAACUCCUGCUGUGAAAAUCUACACUCAGCUCCAUGAUAUACUUUCUCGAGAUGCCCAGAAUAUGCUAAGGAACUAUUUUCAGAGAGGGGCAAAAAAGCGGUGUCGAAAGUACAUGGUUGAGACUGAUGAGUUUGUCUCGGGAAACUCUGAAGGUGUUCUCAUUGAUCCAAUUACCAUAUCCACCGCAUAUUUGAAGAUUAAACAGCUAUGUAAACAUAUAGGUGAUGAAAUACAGGCUGAUAUCAAAAUUCAUAAUCAGCAUAUACUACCCAGUUCCAUUGACCUGUCAAACAUCACCGCCGCUGUUUACAGUACUGAGUUGUGCAACAGGCUUAGAGGAUUCCUCUCAGCAUGGCCUCCAUCUGGUCCAUUGCCUUACAUAAAUGAGCUUUUAGUAGCUACUGCUGAUUUUGAAAGAAGCCUUGAAUCAUGGAACAUCAGUCCUGUGCAGGGUGGUGUAGACUCCAGAAAUCUAUUCCACAACUAUAUAAUGGUGUGGGUACAGGAUAUGCAACUAACAUUGCUGGAUCUAUGUAAAGCAGAAAAGGUUCCAUGGUCUGGUGUGUCAACAAAUCAUUCCAGCUCGCCCUUUGCCGAGGAGAUGUAUGAGAAAAUAAGAGACUCCCUCGUUCAGUAUGAAGUAGUGAUCAAUCGGUGGCCUCAGUAUUCACUGAUUCUAGAAAAUGCUGUUGCAGAUGUAGAGAGAGCAAUAUUAAAAGCACUUGAAAAACAAUACAACGAUAUCUUGACACCUCUGAAAGAUACCAUCCCAAAGAGGCUGAACAUGCAUGUCCAGAAGCUAACAAGAAGACAAUCAAUGGCAAUAUACUCCGUUCCUAAUCAAUUGGGAAUGUUUCUCAAUACCAUCAAGAGAAUUCUAGAUGUCCUACAUAUUAGAGUUGAAGGUAUCUUGAAGUCCUGGGCAUCCUAUAUGCCUGUUGUGGGUGACAAGAAGUCACUGUUUGGAGAGCAAAUGAACGGAAUCACGGUUCUUUUGAGGACGAAGUACAAAAACUACUUACAGGCAACUGUAGGGAAGCUCAUAUGCAAUAUGCAAGGCAACCGUAAUACACGGCUGAAAAGAAUUUUGGAGGAAACGAGGGAAGAAGAAGGGGAGCAUGAAGUUCGUGAAAGAAUGCAAAUGCUAAGUUCACAACUCACUGACUCUAUAUGGAACCUGCACGAGGUCUUCACAGGUCCUAUAUUUGUCGCAAUGUGUCGGGGGCUCUGGGACAGGAUGGGACAGAUUGUCUUGAAGUUUCUCGAAGGCAGGAAAGAAAACAGAGUAUGGUACAAUGGAUCAUAUUACGCUCUUGGGAUUCUGGAUGAUACAUUUGCUUCCCAAAUGCAGCGAUUACUAGGAAACGCAGUGCAAGAAAAAGAUAUUGAUCCUCCUCGUUCAGUUGUUGAAGCUCGAUCAAUUCUGUGCAGGGACUCGGCAAAUGCCACUGACACUGCAACUUAUUUAUAUCUCUGAUAGUUUCAACUGGUCUGCCUUCUUCAAUUCAUUUCAAUUCAUUCAUCUCUGAUAAUCUCAACUGGUCUGCCUUCUUCAAC
This is a messenger RNA of Cucurbita moschata (crookneck pumpkin), 3865 nucleotides long. RefSeq lists its product as uncharacterized. The record is from RefSeq and is a predicted model, not a curated record. Lineage: Eukaryota; Viridiplantae; Streptophyta; Magnoliopsida; Cucurbitales; Cucurbitaceae. The transcript is spliced from 22 exons. Bases 174 to 3785 code for a protein of 1203 amino acids.